Molecule: messenger RNA, 243 nt
Organism: Perognathus longimembris pacificus (Pacific pocket mouse)
Lineage: Eukaryota; Metazoa; Chordata; Mammalia; Rodentia; Heteromyidae
Gene: Wfdc12
Product: WAP four-disulfide core domain 12
Exons: 2
Coding region: 1-243 (80 amino acids)
Cellular component (GO): extracellular region
Molecular function (GO): peptidase inhibitor activity
Source: RefSeq, a predicted model, not a curated record
AUGAAGCCCAGCAGCCUCUUUCUACUCACUGUGGCCGUCCUCCUUUGCCUCCCUAUGGCUCAACCUGGAUCCUGGUGGCACAAAGGUGAGGAAAAAGCUGGGUAUUGCCCAGAGUUUUAUCUUAACUGCCGUUUCACCAUGAUUCCCAAGUGCAGCCAAGAUAAAGGCUGCAAGGGAGACCAGAAGUGUUGCUUCUACUACUGCCGGAGGCAGUGUGUCGAACCAUGGUGGAGUUUGGAUUGA